GGCGCUCCGGGUAAAGACGAGAGCUGUGGCCGUGAGCCGUAUCCAGCAGAACGACGACCUGCUGGGUAAACAAGGCAGGAAUGGGAGCUUCGUCGAGGGCUAAUAGUGAGACUCUUCUCUCUUGUCAAAAACGUACAUGGUAGCGAUGCCGCAGCAGCUCUUACGGUGUGACAGAACAGCCGCGCGAGUCAAAAUGGCUGAGUAUAAUCGGGUACUUGCUGAGUGAAGUGGAGCUAGCCUCUGCGUUAGCUUAGCUCGUAGCUAGCAGGGCCCGCUGCUGCUGCCGUCGCCUCUCGGCUCAGCUCGGGACGCUGUUGUCAGUUUCACUCUCUCUGCCGCUGACUCCCCGGGACUCUUGCGGCUUCUGUACGGGCCCGUCUAGUUGCUGCGCGGCGUACCAUUGGGAUCACUGGCCCGGUUUCAACGUGUGUCAUUAUUAUCCCCCCUCCACAGGAUUUAACCUCCCAUGUUCGGAAAAGGACGGUGACAGAUUCUGAAAAAAGGACUCGGAGCCAGACCUGCCACCAUGAAGAGUGAGGUGCCAUCUGAGGCCCCGAGCAGACAGGAGCAUCUGAAGGAGCCACUGGUUAACCCAGAGCCAAUGGAGGCAGCCAAAAGCUUCCCCAACAACAUGGAGGUGAUUGGGAAGGCAGGCAGUGAAUUUGAAACCUUGUGUGAGUCCAGGCAUCGGCCUCUGAGGGACACAACAACACACAAAGACUCAGAACGCAGCCUCCCUGGACGAAGAAAAAGAAAAGGACAACAGGCAGGGCCGUCAGACUGCUCACUGAAGGAGGGCCACAUCAGUGAGAGCUCGCUGACCCCUCAGCGUCCGAGGGUAGAACUUUUACAGCACCCCAGCGAGGAUGAACAUAAUCACGAUUCCUCUUUUAGUGACUGUGCUUCCUCCCCUUCCUCGAGCUUACGAUUUGGGGACUCGGACACUCUAAGUUCAGAGGAGGAUGGGGAUACUGGAGCGACAGGGGGCCAAAACAAGGCUCCUGCCCUUACAACAGGAGGAGCCACUGGACACGGCUUGCGUCCUGUUCUGGGUCGAACUCGGGGGACUCGCUCUCAUAAGUGGGUGCGGUCUGAGGCUGAGCCAGUGCUGCUGAAGCGGCCGUGUAUGAACAGCCGACGGCCUCUGCAUAGGAAACGCUUUGUGAAAACAACUCCUGGAGGGGGUCAGCGGACUCAGAAGCAAAAGGAGCGACUAUUACUGCAGAGGAAGAAACGUGAAGUGAUUGCACGUAGGAAGUAUGCUCUUCUCCAUAGCACCAGUAGUUCCAGCGAGGAGCUAAGUAGUGAUUCUUCCACCCCCUCGUCUACCGAAGCCGAAGAUGAGCUGUAUGUAGAUGUCAGCAGCACCAGCAGCCAGGCUAACAGUGCUGCUGUAGCCACAGGUGCUUUAGAUGAGGAUGUAGUGGUGAUUGAGGCGACUCCAGCUCCAGCCCCCGCUGUCCCUGCAAAUGAGGAGAUCAACGUCACGUCAACAGACAGCGAGGUGGAGAUAGUCACUGUCGGGGAUGGUUUCAGGUCACGCUCAGUGGGAGGUCUUGGCAGGAUUUGGGCAAAUAGUUGCUCUCAGAAUCGCCUCCAGGAGCCACGAGGACGUCACAGACUCUCCACUGUUAUCCAACCACUGCGUCAGAAUGCUGGGGAGGUGGUGGAUCUCACUGUUGAUGAAGAUGAUCUGUCAGUUGUGCCAACAACCUCCGGCGGCAUUCACCCUCAAACAGUCAGGUCGUCGUCAUCAUCAUCUUCCCAUCAUGCCUCUACCUCAGAGCUCAAUGAUGCCCCAGGCCCUUCUACUAGCUGCCCAGGGUCAAUACCUGAAAGUAUGCACACCCAGAGGCCCAGUGGCUCUUCUCGUACAGCCACAGAGGAUGACGGCAGAGCAGGUUUGUCAGCCACAGGAGGAGAGAACACAGGCACGGCCAUGCCCAGACUCCCAUCAUGCUGUCAGCAGCACUCCCCGUGUGGAGGCCCCUCUCCCGGUCACCUGUCCCUGAGCCACUCCCAUUCAAGCUGCUUGCAGGUGUCGUCAUCUCAGCAGACCAGCGGCUCGCAGCACAGCCACAGCCACAGCCACAGUCACAGCAAUGCUCACCACUUCCUCCACCAUGUCCAUCACCCAGCACCCCAGCCCCCAGGGACCCUGCCCUUUCAAGACGCCAGCUGCCCUGUGGAGAGGCCCACUGCUCUUCCUGCUCCCUGCGCUGGAGUCAGCAGUGGUAACAGUGGUAGUAGCAGCAGCAACACUGGCCACUUCCACGACCAGCAAACUCUGCCAGUGGAUCUGAGCAACAGCAGUGUUCGUGGUGGUGCAAAUAGCGGGGCAAGUUUCCAUGGCAGCAACUCGGCCUUUGACCCGUGCUGCCCAGGCUCCACCUCGCGGCCUCCCACUUACGUUUCUCAGGCCACCCCUGGGCCCAGCCAGCCAGCCGUGGUGGACUCGUUCAGCUCCCCCAUGGUGGCUCAGCCCCAGCCACAAGCACAGCCCCAGCCCUGCAGACAUUACAUCCAUCCCUCAUAUGGUUCUCUAGCACGCUCACUGCAUCAUCAGCCCUCCUCCGCCUGCCCUCACUCCCAUGGGAACCCCCAGCUUGCACCUCAGCCGGCUCCACAAGGCGAUUAUGUCAUCCCCCACACGGUCACCUUUCAUCCGCCACUGCCAACCCACCCUCCAGGCCACGCUGUGCCCCCUGCCCCUCCCCCAGCUCUGUCUGGCCACCACCUCUCUAGUUCAAGUGCCCCACUGGCCCAGCACCUGCCUACAGACCACCAGACCCUGCCGCACCAUAUGCCGGCGCUGGGGACAUCUGUGCAGAGGCUCCAUCAGCACGAGAUGCUGCAGAGGAUGGAGGUCCAGAGGCGCAGGAUGAUGCAGCACCCCACUCGAGCACAUGAACGGCCGCCUCCACACCCCCACAGAAUGCACCCCAACUACGGCCACGGACACCACAUCCAUGUGCCACAAACUAUGUCUUCCCAUCCUCGCCAGCCCGAGCAGAGAACAGCAUGGGAGCUUGGCAUUGAAGCUGGAGUUACUAUGGCACCAUACCCUUCAGGGCACCUGCACUCCCACUUGCCCCACUACCACCCUCCCCCCAGACUGCACCACUUCCCCAUUCCCUUCAUGCACACUGGCAUAUCUGAUGUGACUUAUCCGCACAUUCGGUACAUCUCAUCUGGCUUCGGAAGAACUUAUGAGGACCUGCUGCAUUUAGAGGAGCGACUGGGGACAGUGAACCGAGGAGCCUCUCAGGGAACCAUAGAGAGGUGCACUUACCCACACAAGUACAAAAAGAGGAAGCUGCUUGGCAAGCAAGAGGAAGACGAGGGGGCAGAUGAAGACACGGAAGAAAAGUGCACCAUCUGUCUUUCAAUAUUAGAGGAGGGGGAGGACGUCAGACGUCUACCAUGUAUGCACCUCUUCCAUCAGCUGUGUGUGGACCAGUGGCUCCUCACCAAUAAGAAGUGCCCCAUCUGCAGAGUGGACAUCGAGGCGCAGCUGUCUGCCGAGAGUUGAUGCUGUUUUUCUAACAACCCCCUUUUGUUCAAAGUUUAUUUUGAGAUCAUAUGAAUUCUCUCUUCAGUACUGCAGUCAACCAAAGAUGGCAUGAAUUACCUGUGCAGCUCCACUUUGAGAAAAUAAAAAAAGAAACAUCUGACAUAAACGCAUUGAGCCUAGAGUGCCAGCUAUCACAUAUUACUACAACAGCUAGAAUUCUCCAUUAAGGGUUUAAGAUUUUAUUGUAUUUAUAAAGCUUUUAUGUAGCUUUUGAUUGUUUCCUCAAGUGUCAUUUUUUGUUUUUGUUUCUCUGCAUGUUUCCUUGCAAUGCAUUUCUUUGCACAUAUAAUGUGGGCUUAACACGGCCUAACAAUUUGCAGGUGCGGAUAGCUGCUCUAGUAAAGAUGCAUUUCUGUAAACCUAAUGCCGAGCUUUACUAGAAUAGAAUGUCAGCCUCCAGUUUGAAAAAAAAAAACAAAAAAAACAAACAUUGCAGGAUUCAUUUUACCGAUCAUUGUAUUGAUUAGUUUAUGUUUAGAAGAUGUGGAUUGUUAGUGACAGAUGUUUUUUAAGUAAAUCAAGACAUUCCUAACUAGGGAAAUAUGUUAACAGAUCAGCUGCUGUAUUAGUGCACACCCAGUAUUUCUAGAGUGGAAAUAAACUCCGAUGUUCACCUCACUCCCAGAAUAUGCACAUGCUUUGCUACGAUGACACCCCCCCCCCCCCUCCCCUCCUCCCUCCUCCAGCACCUUCAUUUGACGAGAACACCGUUAGCACCACCAUCUCAUGUAUUUUAGAGAUCCAGAAAAAGAAUGUCACAUCCCUCUCUUGACUGUUCUUUCUAAAGCGAGCGUUUUUUUGGGGGGGGGGAUCUGCUGUGAAUCUUUCUCUUGAUUUAGUCGGGGGGGAGGGGGGUUCUCUCCCCCACCCCCCACCCCCCCCCCCGCCGACAGGCCUGUUACAGUUUACUCGACCUCGGGAAGAUGAUCUCAGGGCUGUGUGUGUGAGUGUUAAGACAUUUCGCAUGAGCCUGCAACCUGGGGUCAUUUUUGUCGACUUGAUGCUGGCAGUGGUGUGGACUUUGGUUUCCAGUGUGUGUGUUCAGAGGGAAAUACACAGCUCAAUGUGGGAUUACUAUUUACUGUUUGUUCUCCGCACUUCAAAAACCAUUUUUAUCCACCUGCCCUUUUGUCUCUCUGUGGUCGAGCAGCAGCGUCCGCUCCGGCCGCUGAGCAAAGAAAAACACUAAUACUGUUGACUAACUCACUCGCAUAGACUUGCACAAGAGAGAAAAAGGUAGGAGAAUAGUAGUGAAUACGACAGUGCGCUGAGGCCAUGUAUUUCCACUCUGAUGCAUAUGAAAAAAGAAGAAGAUAAAAAACAAUAUUUUGAAUGGAGUGUUGAAAUGCAGUACUUAAAGCAGGUAUCCAUGCAUUCAUUGACUUAAAGGCACCAGGAUCAUAUUCUGUGGGAUUUAUAUUAGUUUUAAAAAAUAAUAAACUUGGAUAACUCUUGA
Messenger RNA from Platichthys flesus (European flounder), 5030 nucleotides. It is a transcript of the gene rnf111, whose product is annotated as ring finger protein 111. Gene Ontology annotation, cellular component: nucleus; cytoplasm. The coding region runs from base 527 to 3532 and encodes 1001 amino acids. Gene Ontology annotation, molecular function: SMAD binding; SUMO polymer binding; ubiquitin protein ligase activity. NCBI's taxonomy places the organism in Eukaryota, Metazoa, Chordata, Actinopteri, Pleuronectiformes, Pleuronectidae. Gene Ontology annotation, biological process: ubiquitin-dependent protein catabolic process; positive regulation of DNA-templated transcription; positive regulation of transforming growth factor beta receptor signaling pathway. The transcript has 14 exons. The record is from RefSeq and is a predicted model, not a curated record.